AUGUUUGGUGGUUAUCCAGCUAAAUUGAAGAAGGUGCUUAUAGUGACCGCGCCACUGUGGUUUAAAGCGCCUUUCCGUAUAUUGCGGUUAUUCGUGCGCGAAAAACUUCGGGAACGCGUGCACACAGUAAAUGCGCCUCAGCUGGGUCUGCACGUGCCUCGAGCUAGCCUACCCAAACAAUUAGGAGGGCAGCACGAACCUGAUCACGCAACUUGGUUGGAACACUGCAAAAACUGUUAUAUUAAUAAUCUCCAGAACGCUAAAUUAGAAGGCGUCAUUGAUGAAUAUGUAAUCAGUAAUCAUAUACCACCGAUCAAAACUCAAAAUGGUAUAAUUGAGCACGAAGGUGCAUGUGACAUGACCAGUGAUCGUGCGGCGCGAAUCGGCGACAACAAUUCAGACAUGCACAUAAGUGGCGAUCCUCCGUAUACCUGCGACCCCAGUCCGCUUAGGCAUACACAUGGUUACAAUGGCGAUAUGAAAAGCAGGCAUAUAAACUCAGGAGACGAAGAUGACAUAGACAUAAGCACUCGCGGCACGUGGUCAUCAGGAGAGGUAUCGCCAGGACUGUCGGAUGAGGAGUGCGGCGGUGGCGGGGCAGGGGGAGGUGAGACGGCAGCAGCACUCCUAGCUCGCGUACGCUCGCUGGGCAGGCGCGGGCUCGUAGCUGAGUAUGAGGAGAUCCGCGCACGUCCGCCGCACGGGACCUUCCACCAUGCCAAAUUGCCGAGUAAUCUAGCCAAGAAUCGUUACACGGAUGUGCUGUGUUACGACCACUCCCGCGUACUUCUCUCGCAGACAGAUCCCGACGAUCCCACUACAGAUUAUAUCAACGCAAACUACGUUGAUGGAUACAAACAGAAAAAUGCUUAUAUUUGUACGCAAGGACCCUUACCGAAGACGUUCGGUGACUUCUGGCGUAUGGUAUGGGAGCAAGGAACCUUAGUAAUUGUAAUGACGACAAGGGCGGUAGAGCGCGGUCGCGUCAAGUGCGGCCAGUACUGGCCAAUAACGCAGGGCUCCCGCGUUGUGCAUGGAGACUUCGCCGUCACUACUGAAGCCAUCGAACAUGAGGAUGAUUACACCAUUACACAUUUGUUAUUGACUGACUUGAGGCGGGAGCAGUCUCGGCGCGUAUGGCACGGGCAGUACACGCGGUGGCCGGACUACGGCGUGCCGGGCGGCGGCUCGGCACAGCCCGUGCUGCGCUUCCUGCACCUCGUGCGGCGCGCGCAGCACCUCGCCCUCACCGACUUGGGAGAUGCGUGGGCGGGACACAGCAGAGGACCGCCGAUUGUUGUACACUGCUCCGCCGGCAUCGGGAGGACGGGCACGUUCCUGACGCUGGACAUCUGCGCGGCGCGGCUGAGCGCGGAGGGCGCGCUGGACGUGCGCGCCACGGUCGAGCGCAUCCGAGCGCAGCGCGCGCACUCCAUACAGAUGCCCGACCAGUACGUCUUCUGCCACCUCGCGCUGCUCGAGUACGCGGUGAUGCAUGGCUACCUCGACUCUGCUGACUUGUCAGGAUUCGACGACGAUAAUGAAGAUGAGUCCGAAUGA
Arctia plantaginis is the source of this 1560-nucleotide messenger RNA. The record is from the annotation of a GenBank genome assembly. NCBI's taxonomy places the organism in Eukaryota, Metazoa, Arthropoda, Insecta, Lepidoptera, Erebidae.